Molecule: messenger RNA, 1673 nt
Organism: Phycodurus eques (leafy seadragon)
Lineage: Eukaryota; Metazoa; Chordata; Actinopteri; Syngnathiformes; Syngnathidae
Product: transmembrane protein 65-like
Exons: 7
Coding region: 166-840 (224 amino acids)
Biological process (GO): regulation of cardiac conduction; cardiac ventricle development
Cellular component (GO): mitochondrion
Source: RefSeq, a predicted model, not a curated record
GUGUGACUUGACUCCUGUCGAUGGUUCGGAGGAGUGCUCGGAACUUGACCAAGAGACCCAAGUCGACUCCUGAAAGUCGCUCGUUCGUUUCGGACGGACGUUCGGAAGCAACAAAAUCGGCCGCCGGAAGACUUCAGUCAUCCGUUUCGGUGCCAUUUGCUCGGGAUGUUCCGCUUGUGUUCGGCGGCGGCGGCGGCGGGGGUUCGGCUGCCGAGGCUCCAGGCUGGCGGAGCAGCUCACCACUUGCCGCGGAGUCCACUCGGAACUCACGGCCGCAACGAGCCCAGGGAGCCGCUGAACUCGCCCAAGCGGGCCAAAGAGUUUAUCUACCGCUUGCAAGCCCGCGAGAGGGCCUGUUUGCUCAAGGAGCUCCAGAACUUCGAGUCCAUCGCCAUCGCCCAAGAGACUGUGGAACCCUCGCCACCCAGCGCAGCUCAGAUCAGAUAUGUUUUAUUCCACAACACCCUUCCUUUCAUCGGCUUUGGUUUCCUGGACAACGCCAUCAUGAUCUCAGCUGGAACGCAGAUUGAGCUUUCCAUCGGAGUCACGCUGGGAAUUUCCACCAUGGCCGCCGCCGCCCUGGGGAACCUGAUUUCCGACUUGGCGGGUCUGGGCUUGGCAGGUUACGUGGAGGCGCUGGCGUCCAAACUGGGCAUGCAGGUCCCGGACCUGACGCCCAAGCAGGCCGACAUGUGGCAGACCCGGCUCAGCUCGCACACGGGGAAAGCCAUCGGCGUCUUCAUCGGCUGCGUUUUGGGGAUGUUCCCGCUCUUGUUCAUCAGCGAUGACGACGACAAGAAGGCCAAGGCGGACAAAGCGGAGAAGGCGGCGCCACCCUAAUGCAAAAACGGACAACGAAGAUCGCACGGGAAGUCGCAUUCUCACUGACUUCCCGUCCAACACUAGCAGCCAACCUGCUGGCUAACCGCUACCUCCCAGUGCAUGCGUUCAAUGCAUGCACUGUACUGCACAAAUCAUUUAUUAUUAUUAUUUUUUUUUUAAGGGUGCACAUGCUUGCUUAGAAUGUCUUAACUGUUAAAUAUGGGGACCAAAUUACAGAGCACCAAACAUAAGUGGAAAAAAUAUAUAUACGGUAGAUCUUAUGUUUGCACAAAAAUACUGGCUUUUGUGGCUGCAAAUGAGGUGUAACGUUAAGAAGAAGUAGUUUUGGUUUUCUUCUCGUUCUGGAAGUAAACAUCCACUUGGUGGUUAAUAGGCGGGUGCUAAAAAGGUUUUAUUUGGGGAGUGUUCACUACUUUUGACAGCGGUAACCCUGCAGAAAUUUUGCACCACAGUGAACUGGAGUGCUCAGUGACUCCUUUUUGUCUUCAUCUUUUUGCACACUCAAAAUGACACAAAUGUUUCACAAAAUGGUCUUGUUGGGAUUAUUUACAUUGAUUCAUUUAUUCUGGAACGUUCUCUGGGAUGCAAUGGAAGUGAAACUAAUUGACACUAACGCAUUAUUUUGCAUGGGAAAAAAAAAAAUUCUGACAGAAAUAUUCCAGCAAUAUUUUGUAGAUUCUGUUGAGGAACGCUUCUUGAUAAGUUCUUUCAAAAUUAGCCAGGAUGAACUUUCCGGAGAGUCCAAAUGAGAUGUGUCCUUUUUAUUACACACGCAACACAGAUGUUUUUGUACCACUGUGUCAUGAAUAUGUUUUAAUAAAAGAGAAAUA